AUGAACGAGGAAAAGGACUGUAAGGCUGAGAUGCUUGACUCUUACCUUUAUCAGCCCCACAACAUCGUCGAUCGUCUCACUGAAGAGAACGUUGAUUGCCUAAAAAGCGACAAGAACCCAAAAGAGAGCAAGGAAAAUGAGCAUGAUCAGAAGCAUCGUAAGAAAGGCUGCGAUGAAAUUGUGCGCAAGCUUGAAAAGGAGUUAGACGCUAUGACGAAUCCUAUCUUCCUCGGCGAAGCCAGAGAGGAUCAGCAAAACCUCAAGGACGGUACCAGCUCUUACUCCCAACUCUGA
This is a messenger RNA of Rhinocladiella mackenziei CBS 650.93, 294 nucleotides long. RefSeq lists its product as uncharacterized. The record is from RefSeq and is a predicted model, not a curated record. The transcript is spliced from 2 exons. Bases 1 to 294 code for a protein of 97 amino acids. NCBI's taxonomy places the organism in Eukaryota, Fungi, Ascomycota, Eurotiomycetes, Chaetothyriales, Herpotrichiellaceae.